AAAUUUUUUAACUACCUCGAAUUUUGAAAAUUUGGAAAUCGAAUUUUUCCAGGAAUCGAAUCGUCACACCUUGUAUCAAGUUCCCCCUCUCCCUGUUACAAAUAUCAUUCCUCUUUAACAUAGCUUUUACAAAUUGGUUCCUCAGAACUCAGAACUCUGAGUUCCCCAAAUCCUUCAUCUCAUUGUGUGUGUGUCUCUUUUCCCAGUUGUUUUCCCUCUCUUUUCUUUUAUUUUUCCCAAUCCAUACACGCCCUCAUUGUUAUUCAAUUAAGCCUGGGUUCUCAUUCUUAAUUCUGCCAUAUUAGACCUACAUUUUUUUUAAAAAAAAUUUCGUACGAUUUUGCUAGCUUUUCUCCUCUCUUUACUAGAUAAUUUCUAUCUGGGUUCUUAGUUGUCUCCAUAUUUCUGAUCUUUUUCUUGAUCCAAACAAAAAGCAUAAAAACUCAAAUUCUCAUGCUUUAAUUCUGAUAGAGCAUACAAGUUUCUUUUUUUUUUUUUUUACAUGGGUGUUUCGUUUAAGGUUUCAAAAACCGGUACUAGGUUCAAGCCGAAGCCUUGUCUUCAAUUGGAGGCUUCGGUUGAUGUUGUCCCUGAUAAUUCUGAAGAGAGCUCAUGGCCAAGAAAGCUCCAGGGUAAUGUCAUUGAAGGCGUUGAGCAUGUUCCUGAGGUGUCUCGACCAUUUGUUUCUGAUGAAGUGCUUUGUGUUCCUAAAGAUCAUGAGAUUUCCUUCACCUUGAAUCUUUAUCCAGAUGGAUAUUGUAUUGGAAAACCACCGGAGGAUGCUUUGAAUCUGGCUACUCUUCAGGGUGCUCCAAAGUUGCAACCAUAUGAUAGGUCAUCUGAAACUCUCUUCUUAGCAAUUGAAGUUGGCCGAUUGCCAGGAGAUAUUUUAGAUGAUAUACCAUGCAAAUAUGUUGAUGGGACACUCAUAUGUGAGGUACAAGAUUAUCGAAAUGUUGCAUCUCAACAGGGAUCUAUCACCCCCUCUUUGGAUGGAUCCCCUAUCAUCAAUAAAGUGCGUCUUAAGAUGUCUUUGGAGAAUGUUGUAAAAGAUAUUCCCAUGAGCUCAGAUAAUUCAUGGACAUAUGGUGAUUUAAUGGAAGCAGAGUCUAGAAUAUUAAAAGCCUUGCAACCACAACUUUGUUUAGAUCCUACUCCCAAACUGGACAGGCUCUAUACAAAUCCUGUUUCAACUAAGCUUGACCUUCCUUCUUCUAGCUUGCGGAAAAAGAGGUUGAGGCAGGCUCCAGAAGUUACAGUAACCUUUACUGGUAAGAUCCAUGGUAAGAAGGUUUGCAUAGAUGGAGUGCCUGAAAGCUCUAGUGGUAGGUUGGGAGAGGCAGGAAUUAUGUCAGGAAGUUCGAUUUUUCAACAAGUUCAGGAAAAUCUGACAACUCAAAAUAUUGGUCCAAGCAAUGUAUUAACACUAAAACCUAAAACUUUUGUGCAAGAUUCCUCUGUUUCAGCACUACCGAUGACAUACCAGUCACCGAAGUAUCAAAUUGGGGCUGUGAAUGCAAGAAGCAUGCAGGACCAGGGGUCUAGCUCUAUUGUCAAUGCAUCAGUUGCAUCCCCUGCUGGCCAGGACAUGACAUUUACAUAUGCAGACAACAUAAACUCCAGUGCUUCUCUUCUUGUGAAGAGGGAGAAUCCUGGCGGUCCAGUGUCACCCUUAACUGGCCUUAAUAAAAGAACUAGGCUCAAUGCUGCUGGACCUGACAGUAUUCUUCAGCAACAAAUCAGUUCACAUAUGGAUGGCCUCCAUGGAUCAGAUAUGAGCUGGAAGAAUAUGUUACUACCCCAGCAAGCAAUGGCGAGAGGAAUUCAAUAUGCAAAUGCCAGCAUGCAGAAGUAUCCUCUGCAGGCUUUUGAAGGGGUUCUGAAUCAGGAGGUUGGUACAAUGCCAUUUGCUGCUGGACAGUCAGCAGUGAGAUAUGGUGCCAAAGAAGAGCCAUUUGAUCCAGACAAGUUGGAUGGUGCUGAACUCAAUAGGGAAACUGAUACAAACCAUUUAGAUCCACAGCAGAGACGGCUUCAACCAAGAUUACCCCAUGGAUUUGUGAGGCCUGGUUUCCUUCAAACACCUUGGAACAGUAUUAACCAGCUUGUUGAGAAAGAUGUGAGAAAUGAGGAACAAUUCCUAAAAAAGAAACUAGUGCAAAGCCCACGUGUAUCAGUUGGGGCUUUGCCUCAAUCUCCAUUAUCAUCCAAAUCUGGGGAAUUUUCAAGUGGUUCCAUAGGACAGCACUUUGGGGCCGUUGCAACAAGCACUGCACUUGGAGCAUCUCUAAAGGAGAAGGCGGCCGUUAACUCAAUUCCUGCUGUUGGUGGUACCCCAUCUUUGGCUUCAAGUGCAAAUGACUCCAUGCAGAGACAACACCAGACUCAAGUUUCUGGCAAGCGAAAAUCAAAUUCCCUCCCCAAGACCCCAGCAACAAAUGUUGUUGGAUCUCCUGCAAGUGUUAGCAAUAUUAGUGCUCCACUAAAUGCAAGCAGUCCUUCUGUUGGAACCCCACCUGUGGGUGAUCAAACAAUGCUCGAAAGGUUCUCAAAGAUUGAAAUUGUGACUAUGAGGCAUAAACUCAACAUCAAAAACAAGGUUGAUGAGUAUCAUGCCCGAAAACCCCGCACACAUUCUCCUCGACUAGUAUCAAGCUGUCUAGUCAGUCUUUCCAGUAAUGAGGAUUUUAAAGAUGACUUGAAUUCACUAUCAAAGUCACUUGUUGGUGGAAGCAUGAAUACUUGCAAGACAAGAAUCUUAAAUUUUGUGCAGGGUGAACGUGUUGUUCACGGGAAUGUUGUUUCUUUAGUUCCUAGGGUACGAACUAGAAUGGUAAUGUCUGAGAAACAAACUGAUGGGACUGUAGCAAUGUUUUGUGGUGACAUUGAUGAUGGUGACAUUCUUGCUGCAGAGGAUCGCAUUCAUUAUCUUCCUACUCUUCCAAAUACUCACUUGGCGGAUUUGCUUGCUGCACAGUUCUGUUCACUGAUGCUGCAUGAAGGGCAUCAUCUUGUUGAAGAUAAUGUCCAGCCAAAACCUAUUCGAAUGCUUGUGGCCUCAAGCAGUCAACCAAGUUCUUCUGGAAUCUUUCACAAUAAUCCUGCAGUCGAGAUGCAGCAAUGUGCUGAAGCUGUACCUAUUCAGGCGACCAAUGAAGUGGCGAAGCCGAAUUGCAGUAAUAGUAUUUCUGUAAAUCCAUCCCAGAGUAUGCUAGGGAACACUAGGAUGCUGCCUCCAGGAAACCCUCAGGCCUUACAGAUGUCUCAAGGACUCAUAUCUGGGAUAUCAAUGCCUGCAAGGCCACCGCAGCUAGAUCCACAACAAGCUCAGCAGCAGCAAAGUCAGCAACAUGUCUUGCUUCAACAACAGCAUCAGCAGUUCCAGAGAUCAACGAUGAUGCUUGCAUCAAAUCCUCUCUCACACUUGAAUGCAACGGGGCAGAAUUCGAACAUGCAGUUGGGUAAUCAAAUGGUCAAUAAACCUUCCCCUCUCCAACUUCAGAUGAUACAGCAGCAGCAGCAGCAGCAGCAACAACAACAACAGCAUCCACAGCAGCAGCAACGGCAACAACAACAGCAGCAGGUACAAAUGCAGAGGAAAAUUAUGAUGGGACUAGGAACAGCUGUAGGUGUGGGAAACAUGGGCAAUAACAUGGCCAGGCUUGGGGCUCUUGGCAAUGCCUUGGGAAUUGGAGGUGCAAGGAGAAUUGCUGGAACAGGAAUCUCAGCUCCAAUGGCCCCUAUUUCAGGCACGGGUAAUAUGAGCCAGAACCCAAUUAAUAUUAACCCAGCUUCAAAUAUUACCAAUGCAAUAAGCCAGCAGCUUCAAUCUGGACCACUAACAUCCGCUCAGCAGGCUGCUUUCAUUUCAAAAUUAAGGCUGGGCCGAGCUAGCAUGUUAGGUGGUCCUCAAUCAAGCAUAGCUGGGAUAUCUGGAGCCAGGCAGAUGCAUCCAGGUUCUGCUAAUCUUUCUAUGCUAGGCCAAAGUAUGAACCAGGCUAACAUGAACCUGAAGCAGCCCGGUGCUGUGGGGCCAAUGGGUCCUCCAAAGAUGAUGUCUGGAAUGACCCAGCAACAGCAACAUUUGCAACUGCAGCAGCAAUUGCAAUUGCAGCCGCAGCAGUUGCAGAAUCAGCAACAGUUACAGCAGCUGCAGCUGCAGCAAUUACAGGAACAGCAAGAAACUACCUUGCCACUACAGGCUGUUGUUUCACCCUCACAAGCAGUCUCUCCAUCAACAGUCGGAAUUUCACAAUUGAACCAGCAACAGCAGCUGGUCCAGCAGCAGACUGCCAUGACUCCUCAACAAAUGAAUCAAAGGACUCCUAUGAGUCCACAACUGAGCUCAGGUGCUAUCCAUGCUCUGAGUGCUGCUAUUCCGGAUGCUUGUCCAACUAGCCCUCAGUUGAGCUCCCAGACCCUUGGCUCAGUUAACAGCAUCACAAAUUCUCCUACGGAGCUAGGCGUGAACAAAAGCAACUCUGUUGGCAAUACGUAGCAUGUUUGGACCACUCUUUUCUUAAACUAUAGUCGCGCAAUAUGUAUAUGGUGUAGAGUGUCUUUGAAGAAUUAACUGUUCAAUAAAAAAUAUAGUAUCUAGUAACAGUUCAGUCAUGUAAAUGAUUGCCCGUUAUGUAACAAUUUGUUUAAUAUCACUGUAAGCAAUGGAAAUGGUAUUCAUAGAUGAAACAUUAAA
This is a messenger RNA of Gossypium raimondii (Peruvian cotton), 4696 nucleotides long. Its product is annotated as protein PHYTOCHROME-DEPENDENT LATE-FLOWERING. Gene Ontology annotation, cellular component: SAGA complex. Gene Ontology annotation, molecular function: transcription coregulator activity. Gene Ontology annotation, biological process: regulation of transcription by RNA polymerase II. The coding region runs from base 503 to 4498 and encodes 1331 amino acids. The transcript has 12 exons. NCBI's taxonomy places the organism in Eukaryota, Viridiplantae, Streptophyta, Magnoliopsida, Malvales, Malvaceae. The record is from RefSeq and is a predicted model, not a curated record.